AUGGCAAAGAAAGCUAGGAUAUUAUUGCUGCAGGGGGUAAUCUUGUUAAUGUUAAUUUUGGUGCAAAAAGGUGAUUGCAUAUGGUUAAAUUUACCUAAAUCCGGAAAGAAAUGUGUUACGGAAGAGAUCCAUAACAAUGUCGUCGUUUUGGCUGAUUACGUCGUUAUCUCUGAUGUUCAUAUUCAUCCAACUCCUUCCAUCACCACCAAGGUUACAUCACCUUAUGGAAACAUCCUUCACCAUAAGGAGAAUGCAACUCACGGUCAAUUUGCAUUCACUACAACUGAGGCCGGGCAGUAUCUCGUGUGUUUCUGGGCAGAUGACCCUAAUCAAGGUGGAGCUUUAAGUGUUAACAUCGACUGGAAAACCGGAAUUGCAGCAAAAGAUUGGGAGUCGGUUGCAAGAAAAGAAAAAAUUGAGGGUGUUGAGCUUGAGUUAAGAAAGCUUGAAGCACAUGUGGAGGCUAUUCACGAUAAUCUUCUCUACCUCAAGAACAGAGAGGCGGAGAUAAGACAAGUGAGUGAAACUACAAAUUCCAGAGUUGCCUGGUACAGUUUAUUGUCAUUAGGUAUUUGCAUUAUGGUUUCUGGUGCACAGCUGUGGUACUUGACGCGGUUCUUCCAAAAGAAGAAACUGAUCUAGAUUUCACACUUGGUAAUGUUACGAGAAUAGAAUUAAGUUGUAGAGGUAUUGUUUCCA
This is a messenger RNA of Erigeron canadensis, 699 nucleotides long. RefSeq names its product transmembrane emp24 domain-containing protein p24delta3-like. NCBI's taxonomy places the organism in Eukaryota, Viridiplantae, Streptophyta, Magnoliopsida, Asterales, Asteraceae. Gene Ontology annotation, biological process: endoplasmic reticulum to Golgi vesicle-mediated transport; Golgi organization; intracellular protein transport. Gene Ontology annotation, cellular component: endoplasmic reticulum-Golgi intermediate compartment; endoplasmic reticulum; Golgi apparatus. The coding region runs from base 1 to 642 and encodes 213 amino acids. The transcript has 4 exons. The record is from RefSeq and is a predicted model, not a curated record.